Molecule: messenger RNA, 345 nt
Organism: Aspergillus saccharolyticus JOP 1030-1
Lineage: Eukaryota; Fungi; Ascomycota; Eurotiomycetes; Eurotiales; Aspergillaceae
Exons: 1
Coding region: 1-345 (114 amino acids)
Source: RefSeq, a predicted model, not a curated record
AUGCUUCUGAGCCCCUUCCGACCAUGUGAGGGCUCUCCAACCUCCCAAGAGGAAUACCGGAAUGGUAGCUACGUCCCACAGGUGAUUGAAACCGUGUUGGGCCGCCAGGUUGUGGCGCCAGACACCCCGUACGUGGCUGUUGCCGGCCCCAGCGCCCUAUACUUCAUCGACACCCGAUUUGAUCCGGAACCGGCCCAGCAUAUCAAGCUACAGAUUGAGAAGGCCUCCGUGCCGCAACUAGACGAGUACAUCGCCAUUGACGAGAUUGCGGCCACGGCAGAGGUGAACACCCACUCUGCUUCAAGGCUGUCGACACCCCCAAGAAAGAUGGAGAGACGGACGUAA